Molecule: messenger RNA, 1077 nt
Organism: Patella vulgata (common limpet)
Lineage: Eukaryota; Metazoa; Mollusca; Gastropoda; Patellidae
Product: lebercilin
Exons: 5
Coding region: 271-1077 (268 amino acids)
Biological process (GO): intraciliary transport
Cellular component (GO): axoneme
Source: RefSeq, a predicted model, not a curated record
CCACUUUGUGUGCAGUUGGUGGUGUUGCUGGGCAGAUAAACAAAAUAGUUUACUUUCAAUAAAUAUUGGUUUUAUAAAUUUUACGACUUGAAGACAGGCUGCGUUUCACGGAAAAGAUGAGUUCGCGUACUCGAAUAAGGUCAACAAUUCCACUAUGAACCAUCCUGUAACCAAGUGCUCUACAUCUUCAAAUAUUUAUGACAGUAAAUAUCAUCUAUCUUUAUAUACAAGAAAUAUUUGAAUUUGACCUUUUUUGAGAACAGCGUGAAAAUGGCUGAUCGUUCUGAUUAUAGUGAGGAUGAUGAUUGCAGCAGAUAUAGUGAUGAUUUUGUAAGUGAAGAUGAUAUUGUCUCCAUCAAACAACCAACUAAAUCACAGCCUCCCAAGAAAUCAAGUCCUUACACAAUAAAAACCAGAGGUAGAGGCCGAGGGAGAGGAAGAGGGCGAACUAGUCAAAGUAUGAAACAAGACGUACACAGAUCCGGUAAUAGUUCAGUAGCUAUGAGAAUGAUGUCUGCCAGCAGAAUAAAACAAAAUGAAUUCAGAAAUCAGCUGGAAGAGCAGAAAGCUCAAAUCCAACAACUACUAUCUGAAAAUAAAACUUUAAAGAAAAUGCAAUUUCGUCACGAAAAAGCUUUAGGAAAAUUUGAAGAAAAAGAAAGUGAGCUUCCGCAGUUAUUGACUAAACAUAGUAACGAAGUGCGUGCUUUACGAGAACAGAAUCGAAGAAUGAAAGAGAAAUAUGAAAAGGCUGAUCGUUAUUUACGCGAUGCAGAAGAUGAUUUAGAUGUAUAUAAAGUCAGAUUAAAAAAAUAUAAAAAAUUGUGUGAGAGUAAAGGAUUGCCCGAACGAGAUGAGUUAAAUAGAAAACUACAGCAAGCAGAAAUAGAUCUAGAAGAAAAGGACUCUAAAAUCAAAGAAUUAGAGCGUCACAUUGAAAAACUGAAUAAAAACCAUAGGCAUGAAUUAGGGAUAGAGAUGGCCCACCACAGAGAGACCAAAAAACACUUAAGAGAGAUGGAAGAUAAACAAAAUCAUGUGAAAGAAAUGUUACGGGUAAUCACCAAGAAGAUUUAA